Messenger RNA from Anolis sagrei ordinatus, 1430 nucleotides. RefSeq names its product small RNA binding exonuclease protection factor La (gene SSB). Lineage: Eukaryota; Metazoa; Chordata; Lepidosauria; Squamata; Anolidae. Gene Ontology annotation, molecular function: mRNA binding. Gene Ontology annotation, cellular component: nucleus; ribonucleoprotein complex. Gene Ontology annotation, biological process: tRNA processing. The record is from RefSeq and is a predicted model, not a curated record.
GUCCUGAGAGUGGAAGCGGCCUAGAGGCCUCAGAGGCGCCGGAAGAGAGCAGAAACAACGGCGGCGCGUGGCGUUUCCUUCCCUCUCCUUCAGAGAAGAUCGUGAAAAUGGCUGAAAAUGGAGACAGUGAAACCAUGUCUGAUUUAGAAAUGAAGGUGUGCCAGCAAAUUGAGUACUACUUUGGCGAUUACAAUUUACCACGAGACAAAUUUCUUCAGGAGCAGAUCAAACUGGACGAUGGCUGGGUGACUUUAGAAACACUAAUCAAAUUCAACAGGUUAAAUCGCCUUACAAAAGACUUUGAUGUAAUAGUGGCGGCAUUAAAAAAAUCAAAGACUGGGCUUAUAGAAGUUAGUGAAGAAAAGACUAAAAUUCGAAGGUCUCCAAACAAACCGCAGCCUGAAGUAACAGAGCAAUACAGGAAUGCAGUUAAAAACAGAUCUGUGUAUAUUAAAGGCUUUCCAGUAGAUACAACUCUAGAUGAUAUCAAAGAAUGGAUAGAUUCAAAAGCCAAAGUAGAAAAUAUUCAGAUGAGAAAGACAAUUCAGAAAACAUUCAAGGGAUCCGUAUUUGUAGUAUUUGAUACUGUUGAAUCUGCCAAGGCAUUUGUCGAGACUCCAAACCAGAAGUUCAAAGACACAGAGCUGUUUAUUGCUUCCAAGGAAGAUUACUUUGUAAAGAAGAAUGAAAACAGAAGACAGCACAAAUUGGAAGCAAAAGCAAAAGCCAAACAGGAGAAGGAAGAGAAACAGAAGCAAGCAGAAGAUGCCGAAAUGAAAUCCCUACAGGAAGCACAGGGAUACUUGUUGAAAUUCUUCGGAGACCUGGAAGAUCAGACUUGUCGAGAAGAUCUCCAUUCAGUUUUUUCUGAUCAUGGCGAAAUCAAAUGGAUAAGCUUUGUCCGGGGCGCAAAAGAGGGAGUUAUCCUGUUCAAGAGUAACGCAAAAGAAAUACUAGACAAAGCCAAAGAAGCAAAUGAUGGCAGUCUACAGCUGCGAGGCAAAGAUGUUACAUGGGAAGUGAUCGAAGGAGAUGGUGCAAGAGAAGCACUGAAAAAAAUUAUGGACGAACAGCAAGAAUUGCUAAAUAGAAGGCAAGGAAAAGGUCGUAAAGUUAAAUACAACAAGGGAUCUCAAGGAGCACAAGACAAAAAAGUGAAAUUUCAAGGCAAGAAAACAAAAUUUGAGAGUGAAGAUGAAGAGGAGGCUGAAGGCAAUAAUACAAAAGGGCCGGCAAGUCCAAAGAAAAGGCCACUUGCAGAUGUCACCCCUGAAGAUCCUGCCCCAAAGCAGAUAAAAACAGAAAAUGGAGAUGAAGAUAUGGAAUAGCACUCCAAAAAGAUUUUUUUAUUCUUCUAAAAAAGUUUUAUGUCAUUCCUCCAUUCAUCUUUUUGUCACAAGUGAAUCUAAUAAAAUCAACCUCGAUGUCCA